Molecule: messenger RNA, 607 nt
Organism: Acyrthosiphon pisum (pea aphid)
Lineage: Eukaryota; Metazoa; Arthropoda; Insecta; Hemiptera; Aphididae
Product: V-type proton ATPase subunit G
Exons: 3
Coding region: 176-541 (121 amino acids)
Biological process (GO): synaptic vesicle lumen acidification
Cellular component (GO): vacuolar proton-transporting V-type ATPase, V1 domain; vacuolar proton-transporting V-type ATPase complex
Molecular function (GO): proton-transporting ATPase activity, rotational mechanism; ATP hydrolysis activity
Source: RefSeq, a predicted model, not a curated record
UUUAUGUACAGUAGUACGACGUACAGAUAAGUAAUAUACUAAACUAUUAAGCGGUAGGCUGCAGGCGCUCCUGUUCCCAUAUCAUCAGCUCUUCUCUGCUGAGUGCUGUUCGUUCCUGUAUUACAUAAUAAGAAAAUUGUUUUAAAAAAUAAAUUGUUUUUAAUCAGUCGUCGUGAUGGCCAGCCAAACUCAAGGAAUCCAACAACUGUUGGCUGCCGAAAAGAGGGCUGCGGAAAAAGUAGCUGAAGCCAAGAAACGUAAAGCAAGACGUUUAAAGCAGGCCAAAGAAGAAGCUCAAGAUGAAAUUGAAAAAUACAGACAAGAAAGGGAAAAACAGUUCAAGGAAUUUGAAAUUAAACAUAUGGGUUCUCGCGAAGAUGUUGCUGCAAGAAUAGAUGCUGACACUAAAAUAAAGAUUGAAGAGAUGAAUAAGGCCGUAAUUGUUAACAAGCAGGCAGUCAUUGAUCAAAUUCUUGAACUGGUUAAUGACAUUAAACCAGAGCUGCAAAAAAAUUUCAAAGCUACAGCUAACAAAGAAUGAUAUGUGUGUCAUAGUAUUUUUUUUUCAAUUCCAUAUAAGAAAAUAUAAAGGGUGUACAAAUUAAAA